UUCCCCUCCUAUCAAUCGCUGCCAAAGUGCUAAAGCAUGAGGUGAGACCAAGUGCGAAAGUGUCGUCUGUGGGUGGCGGAGGCGCCAUUUUUGGCUUUUCUUCACCUUUUGUUUAGGGUUUGUCUGAUUGCCUGUUACAAGUAAAGAUCAUCUUUGAAUUUGAAUUGAAAUGGCAUUCCACAAGAUAAAGGUGAUGAAUCCCAUCGUUGAGAUGGACGGAGAUGAAAUGACUCGGGUUAUUUGGAAAUCUAUAAAGGAAAAGCUUAUCUAUCCCUUCUUGGAGUUGGAUAUCAAGUAUUUUGACCUUGGCGUUCAUAAUCGUGAUUCAACUGAUGAUAAAGUUACCAUAGAAAGUGCUCAAGCUACUCUUAAGUAUAAUGUAGCAAUUAAAUGUGCAACUAUAACUCCAGAUGAAGGCCGUGUUAAGGAGUUCAACUUAAAGAAAAUGUGGAAGAGUCCAAAUGGGACAAUUCGAAACAUUUUGAAUGGCACAGUUUUCAGGGAACCAAUUAUCUGCAAAAAUAUCCCUCGACUUGUCCCAAGUUGGACCAAGCCAAUCUGCAUUGGGAGACAUGCUUUUGGUGAUCAGUACCGAGCAACUGAUAUAGUUGUACAAGGAUCUGGAAAACUUAAGCUUAUUUUCGUGCCAGAUGCAAGCGAUGAGAAGAUGGAGCUGGAGGUUUUCAACUUCAAAGGUGAUGGAGGUGUAGCUUUAUCCAUGUACAAUACUGAUGAGUCUAUCCAUGCUUUUGCUGAGGCUUCAAUGAACACUGCUUACCAGAAAAAGUGGCCACUUUAUCUUAGCACAAAAAAUACAAUUCUGAAGAAGUAUGAUGGAAGAUUCAAAGACAUAUUCCAAGAAGUUUAUGAAACUCGAUGGAAAUCAAAGUUUGAGACUGAAGGUAUAUGGUAUGAGCAUCGGCUUAUUGAUGACAUGGUUGCUUAUGCUCAAAAAAGCGAAGGAGGUUAUGUAUGGGCAUGCAAAAACUAUGAUGGAGAUGUGCAGAGUGAUUUCUUAGCCCAAGGUUUUGGAUCUCUUGGGUUAAUGACAUCAGUUCUGGUCUGCCCAGAUGGAAAGACUAUUGAAGCAGAAGCAGCCCAUGGCACGGUUACACGCCACUACCGUGUUCAUCAGAAAGGAGGUGAAACCAGCACUAACAGCAUAGCGUCAAUCUUUGCUUGGUCACGAGGCCUGGCACACAGGGCAAGGCUGGAUGGCAAUGCCAGACUGCUAGAUUUUACUGAGAAACUGGAAGCGGCCUGUGUUGGAACAGUUGAAUCAGGGAAGAUGACUAAAGAUCUUGCGCUUCUCAUUCAUGGACCUAGGGUUACUAGGUCUCAGUAUCUAAAUACUGAAGAAUUUAUUGACGCUGUAGCGAAGGAGUUGAGUAAAAGACUCCAUGUCAAAGCAAAUUUAUAAAACAUGUGGCCUCUCACUCAGCUUUAUACUUGGCAAUAAUGUCUAUACCUGCAGUUUGAUUCAGCUCACAUAUGGUUUUGAAUUUUAGUUACCUGGAUAGUUUAUUUAUCAAUGUUCUAUCUUGUUCAUAUAUGUACUGCAAUGAUGCUCCCAGCUAUGCUGCUGAAGUGAGCAAGGAGUUGAAUAAAAACUAAGCUCGAUGCACUCUGCA
This is a messenger RNA of Theobroma cacao (cacao), 1631 nucleotides long. RefSeq names its product isocitrate dehydrogenase [NADP]. Gene Ontology annotation, molecular function: NAD binding; magnesium ion binding; isocitrate dehydrogenase (NADP+) activity. Lineage: Eukaryota; Viridiplantae; Streptophyta; Magnoliopsida; Malvales; Malvaceae. The record is from RefSeq and is a predicted model, not a curated record. Gene Ontology annotation, cellular component: mitochondrion. Gene Ontology annotation, biological process: NADP+ metabolic process; isocitrate metabolic process.